AUGGACUCAUACUCGUCAUACAGAGAAGGGGGUGCGCGUUCUCCCAGCGAGAGGACUUGGGCGCGUGAUGAAUCAAGAGGCAGAGAGGACCGGGCCGAGAAGCCCUACCGUGCGAGGUCGCCAGGCCAGGAUCGCCGAGAUCGACGCCGCUCUCGAUCCCCCAGCAACAUCGAUCGCUACGAACCCAGAUCACGGAGAGAUGACCGCGACGACCGCCGUCGCAUUGGCUCACCCCCUGCGAAUAUCGAUCGCUAUGUUCCUGGUCAGGAAAACAGCGCUCCGACCCCGGUCCAAAACCCCCUAACCGAUCCUGGCCGUCUCCCGUACCAAGUGGGAUUCUCCUACUACAGCGAGUGGUGGAGAAUGAACGAGAAGGUCAAAGAGGAAAAGGAAAGGGCUAGGACUGGUCGUCGUCGCGAACCUGAGAGGGCCCGAGGUGCUCGGGAAGUUGCAGAGGAGCGUGAAAAAGAAAAGACAAGGAUUCAGGCUGCCUACAACACGUACAAAGAAGACCUCCAAGCAAAAAUGGCACGCACCUUCGUCUCGGAACAUAAAAAAGAGCAAUGGUUCAGGGAAAAAUACGUCCCGGAAGUGAGGGACGCCUUCCGAUCCAAGCUCAAUGAAGUUAGGCGCAGUGCUUACCAUCAAUGGGAGCAAGAUCUGGAGUCGGGUACUUUUGACGAAUUCUCCCUCGAGGGCAUUCCUAAGGCCGACAGUAAUGGAGCUGGCGGAGUUGCUGAGAAGGAGGAAGGCGAAACAACGGCUGCAAGCGAGAUUCUCGGAGUCGGUGAUCUCAAUCCUGGCAUUGGUGCCGACAUUCGAGACGAGAAUCAGUUUCAGCCAACUCUCCUGAUCAAAACUAUUGCCCCUCAUGUUAGUCGAGAAAACCUGGAAUCUUUCUGCAAGGAGCAUCUUGGGGAAGAAGAGGGUGGCUUCAAAUGGCUGUCUCUAUCUGAUCCCAAUCCCAGCAAGCGAUACCAUCGUAUCGGUUGGGUAAUGCUCCACCCUGCCUCUGAGACUGCGAUGGCUAUAGAUAGGCCUGACCCCAAGGAUGUUGACGGUGACGAGCCACUCAGUUCGCCCAAGCCGGUCUCGACCGCUGAAAAGGCUCUGGAGGCUGUGAAUGGCAAGACAGUCAAGGACGAGGUUCGAGGUGACUUUGUCUGCCAUGUCGGUGUUCACACUCCUCCAGCUAGUCCUCGAAAGAAAGCUCUCUGGGACUUGUUCUCUGCACCUGAAAGGGUGGAAAGAGACCAUGAGCUCGUACAGCGCUUGGUGAACUAUUUCGAAGAAACCUUCGGCUCUGAUUUCCAGGCGAUCCUGAGAGUAGAGGAAAAGGUAGAGAAUUUGAGAAGCGCAGGUCGCCUUCAGCCCCCGGCUCCUACGACCACAGCCUCCAAGUCGACCAAGACUCGUGUGCCUGAUAAUGAUGAAGACAUGGACGCUGAAGUUGGCACUGUGCAAGAGGAGGACGAAGAGGAAGGCGCAAUUGAAGAUGAAGAGGUUGACGAUGAGGCUCUUCUCGUGAAGAAGAAGGAGCUCGAUCUUUUGAUCGAGUAUCUGCGACGAGUAUUCAACUUCUGCUUCUUUUGCGUGUUCGAAAGUGACUCGGUUCAUGAGCUCACUCGAAAGUGUCCCGGCGGCCAUCUCCGCCGUCCUCGCUCCACUCUAUCAUCUGCUGCUCGAGCCGUAGCAAGAGCUAGCGCCAGUGGGGAGCCUUUCCCUGAAAAGAAGAAAGGCGAUAGCAUGGAGGAAGGUGAAGAUGGAGAGGUGGCAGACCUUGAGAAUAAAAAGUUCCGGGGUUCUACCAAUAAAGGCGAACAGCAAUUGCUCCGAGCCUUCAACUGGGUUAAGACUUUUGAAGACAAGCUUAUGCAGAUUCUUGACCCACAGGCUGUUGACAUUCGGAAGCUUGGCGGACGCCCCAUCGAAGAGGCUAUUGAUGAAGAGCUAUUGAAACACGUCAAGCAAGAGGACGAACACAAAUGGAGAUGUAAGGUUCCUGAGUGUACGAAACUCUUCAAGGAGGAGCACUUCUGGAAGAAGCAUGUGGAGAAGAGGCAUUCAGACUGGCUCGAGGGCCUCAAUCAGGAGUUCGAGCUUAUAAAUGCCUACAUUUUGGAUCCGGCGCAUAUUGCUCCAUCGAGGACUGACGCGAACUCUAAUGGACACUUCCCUCAACCGAAUGGACAAACCGCCCCUGGCACACCGAGAGGAUUCAAUCUCCAAAACUUCUCAAUGAAUGGCAUGAUGGUCCCAGGCUUUAACAUGGCAGGCGGCAACUUCCCUCCUUUGUUUUCUGGGAUGCAGGCUGGGUGGAACGCCAUGGGAGAUGACCGUUCAGGAGGACCCAUCCGCAGGGGAGGUAUGGGUGGUAAUCGCGGCCAGUUCCGAUCUGGACCAUACGACCGCCGUGGUGGAAGAUAUGACGGUGGUAGAAAUCGCACAGGCGGGUCACGCUGGGGCGAUGGCGCAGGUGCAGCAGCAGGUGGGCCAAGGGAGGCAGUUCAAGGUCGGAGCUUGAAAAGCUACGAGGAUCUUGAUCACGUCGCUGGUGGGGGCAGCGGUGAACUGAAUUAUUAA
This is a messenger RNA of Clonostachys rhizophaga, 2583 nucleotides long. The record is from the annotation of a GenBank genome assembly. NCBI's taxonomy places the organism in Eukaryota, Fungi, Ascomycota, Sordariomycetes, Hypocreales, Bionectriaceae.